UACGUUUCUGAUAGUCGAAAUUCGCGUGUAUCUAUAUAUAGAGUAGCUAGAGAAUUUCGGUGGGUUCCUCUUUUUGGGGUGAGUCAGUUGAAGUUGAAAAAUGGGGUGUUUUUCCUGCUUCGGAUCAUCGGAGAAGGAAGCAAACAAGAGUAGCAGUGGACCCAAAGAAGCGUCAAACAAGGAUGUUGUCAAAGAGGGUUCAAAGGAUAAAUCAAGAUCUCGGGAUGGUAAGGAUGGUAAGAAGGAAAUGACAGUUACGAAACAGCCUGCGCGAAUAUUCACAUUCGAGGAGCUUUCUGUAGCAACAAAGUACUUUAGACCAGAGUUCUUGCUGGGUGAGGGCGGGUUUGGACGCGUUUUCAAAGGUCAACUGGACACGGGAGAGGCUGUUGCAGUUAAACAGCUUGAUCGGCAUGGCGAUCAAGGGAGUCGAGAGUUUUCGGUGGAGAUUCUCAUGCUCAGCCUCUUGCACCAUCCAAAUCUUAUCAGAUUGAUCGGGCAUUGUUCUCAGGGUACCCAACGUCUUCUAGUAUACGAGUUCAUGCCAUUGGGAUCGCUGGAAGACCAUUUACAUGAUCUUCGACCGGGUCAAAAGCCUUUGGACUGGAAUACAAGGAUGAAGAUAGCUGCUGGUACAGCAAAGGGAUUAGAAUACUUGCACGACAAAGCGAGUCCACCGGUCAUAUACAGAGACUUGAAACCUUCUAAUAUUCUUCUUGGUGAGGGAUACUUCCCAAAGUUGUCUGAUUUCGGGCUUGCCAAACUGGGCCCUAUUGGGGAUAAAACGCACGUCACUACGAGGGUGAUGGGGACGGAAGGUUAUUGUGCCCCGGAGUAUGCUUUGACUGGUAAGCUCACCCCAAGGUCAGACAUCUAUACCUUUGGAGUCGUCUUUCUCGAAAUCAUCACGGGACGAAGGGCUGUCGGCAACAUGGGUGGCGGGCAGUAUAAUCUCGUCGCAUGGGCGACACCGCUUCUCAAGGACCGAAAGAAUUAUCAGACGAUGGCGGAUCCUCUGCUGCAAAACCACUACCCGAUUCGUGGACUCUAUCGGGCACUAGCGGUGGUAGCCAUGUGCGUGCAAGAGAAAGCUGCAUUGAGGCCUCUAAUAGGUGAGGUUGUUACUGCUUUGACAUAUUUGGCAUCGCAAAGGUACGACCCCAACGCACCCUCCCUGAGCCGAGGAGGUAUGCCAAGGCACAGGGAUACGAGCAGGAGAAUAUCCGAUGCCGACAGCAUGGGAGAUUCGGGGCGAGGAGGCCAUGAAGGCUCACCUUCAGUACGCAAGAACUCGAGAGACUCGGUGAGAGACUCCAAUGAAGGUGCGGAGUUGCAGAUGAUCGACACCGGGGCUGGGGCCAGCCAGAGAGGGGGCGUGGACAAACCGGGCGGCUCUGAUCCUAAAAGGAACCUGGACAGAGAGAAGGCCGUCGCUGCUGCCAAAGCGUGGGGAGAGAAAGGGAGGGAGAAGAAGCGGACAAGCGCCUCGGGCAGCGACAAGGGCAACGACACAUGUGAAUAAAAUGGCUGGCUGGCCUCUCUUGACUCUUGGCUACAAUAUAUUGAUGAGCCUUUGGUGUAUAAAAAUGUUGGUUGAUGAUUCGAUUAUGUAGCUAAGCCUGAUAGCGAGAGGGAAGAAUAUUUGUCUAAAUCAUUUUUUUGGUCUCGUGUUUGUCCAAUCUUGUCCAUACAGUUAGCUCUGGAAUCCAUUUUUAACAUCUCAAUUGACAAGAAAUAUUCAGUUGGCAUCA
Molecule: messenger RNA, 1751 nt
Organism: Salvia hispanica
Lineage: Eukaryota; Viridiplantae; Streptophyta; Magnoliopsida; Lamiales; Lamiaceae
Product: Protein kinase superfamily protein
Biological process (GO): protein phosphorylation
Molecular function (GO): ATP binding; protein kinase activity
Source: RefSeq, a predicted model, not a curated record